GAAGCCUUGUACCAUGCAUUUCAGAUAUUGUAUUCCCAUGGUUCUUGGCCACCAAUCUACCCUUGAUACUGUGUAACAUGCGGGCUAGCCGGCUUCGAAUCCGAAUCCCGAAUGCGAUAGCAUCCGACUCUCUCCCGAAACGCGUGCUCUUAGUGAAACUUUCACGCUCUUUGGGGCUUCGAGAAGUGAAUGUAAGUUGAUUGUCGUAAGCCGGCUUUGACGUCGUUUUAAGACCGGAGAUCGGAGACCAGGGGCCCGAGAUUUGAGAUUUGAGACCCGGAGCCGCAUAGGAAAGGAAAACAAGUUUCUUCCGACGCUAUGGGCUGCGUCGACGUCAGCGUUGCGGCAACAUUUGUUAACCUGUUUUUUAUUAUAGAUUUUGUGUUGUUGCUGCGAGUAUUUGAUUUGGCCCGAAUGCACGAUGGUGUAGGUAUGGGGGGUCUUCCCCGCUCUGCAACCAGACCCGACUUUGGCUGCUGCCGCUUGACCAUAGAGAGUCGGGCCAUUCCAACCCAGGCGAGCCAAGCCGAGUCAUUUGAAGGCUGUUUGCCGGAGCUGGGAGCAAAGAGUUUUGCUCGGAGAUCUUUAAGAGCCAGAGCCUAUGGAUAUGGAUAUGUCUGUGUGGGGAUCUUUGGGGCCUGGCCUGGACUUAUGCUGCUGCUGCUGCUGCUGCUGCUGCUGCAAUGCUGCAAUGCUGCGACGACGGCGACGACGCAAAGUGAAUGUACUUUCAAACCAAAGAUCCGGUUUAAAGCUGCCCGGGCAACAGAUACAGCGCAGACAAACGACGAUGACAACGGCGAUGUUUUCACAAAAACGCUUGUGUAAUACAUAUGGAGAGGCAUAGGUAUAUGGGUAUAGCUCCGUGCUCCGUGCAUGUCAUGUAUACACCCGCUGAAAAUAUACACACAGCUAUCGGCCACUAA
Drosophila sechellia is the source of this 926-nucleotide messenger RNA. RefSeq lists its product as uncharacterized. The record is from RefSeq and is a predicted model, not a curated record. NCBI's taxonomy places the organism in Eukaryota, Metazoa, Arthropoda, Insecta, Diptera, Drosophilidae. Bases 319 to 828 code for a protein of 169 amino acids. The transcript is spliced from 2 exons.